CAUUAGUCUGAACCUUUCUAUUCAUGGUAAUUGCCGUGUUUCUUCUCCCGUUGACGUUUACUUGACUUUGCGCAGUGAGGAAAGAGCACAUAAAGAGAAAUGUCUCCUGUUAAUUAAUUCUACAUCACAUCUUUGCCUACUCUGGAAGGUCGGAAUCAAAUUUUGGAAGAACCAGAAUUCAGCGAAACAACUUCAAGAGCAUCAACUGCACAUAAAUAGACUUUUCCUUAAAGAGGACCUCGACACAGCGAUCCAAUAUUUGAUAUAAUUGUACCUGGAAAGGGCUGAAGUUUGGCUAUCUAACGUGCUCGCAUACUGGAGGAUUGAGGGAUUUGCCUUUGCUUUUGCAUUCCUAAGUGUGUUAUCAUGCCAGAGGAUCCGUCCACUGAUGUUUCUCACGUUGCAGCUUCAGGAUUCGUCACUGAAAUAACUCAACUUAUAUUUGAAACAAUGGAUGCUGCAAAUUCUGUUGUUGUACAGCAGGAAAAUUUCAAUAAAUUUUCAAAUUUCUUGGAGAAGAUUGCAUUUGUCCUAAAAGAGUUAUCGAAGGCUGGAACCAGUAAAAUCACUAACUUAAGUCCUGCUUUUGAGGAUCUCAAGCUGGAGAUAGAAUUGAUUAAGCAACUAGCUUUGGACUGCAGAAAUAGGAACAAAAUUUAUCUCCUAUUGAACUGUCGGAGGAUUGUCAAGUUCUUUGAGAGUAGUACUAGGGAUAUUACUCAGACUUUGUUGCUAAUGACAACGGAACCUCUGAAUAUUUUACCAGAAAUCGCUGAUCAGCUGAAAGAUUUAUGCAAGAAAAUGCUGGAUACUAAGUAUGAUGUCUCUACCAAGGAGGAGGAAGUUUCAGUGAAAAUUGAAUCAGGAAUACAAGAGAGGAAUGUCAAUAGAUCCUAUGCAAAUGAUUUGCUCAUUUGUAUUGCCAAAGCUGUUGGAAUAGCAAAUGAGCAAUCACAACUGAAGAAAGAAUUUGAAGAAUUCAAGAGAGAAACUGAAAGUAGUGAACAAGGGAAGAACCUGGCUGAGACAUUACGGAUGGAAGAGAUCAUUAUAUUACUUGGCAAGGCUGAUUUGCUUACAACUGCAGAAGAAAAGCAGACAAAUUACUUGACUAAAAGGAACUCUUUGGGUAGGCAACCAUUAGAACCUUUGCAAUCAUUUUAUUGCCCGAUUACUGGAGAUGUCAUGGAAGAUCCGGUGGAGACUUCUUCCGGGCAGAUAUUUGAAAGGACAGCGAUUGAGAAGUGGUUAGCAGAUGGCAAUAAGCUGUGCCCCUUGACCAAAAAUCCCUUGAAAAGAUCAGAUCUCAGGUCCAAUAAAACGCUGCGUCAGUCAAUUGAAGAAUGGAAAAACAGAAACAUCAUGGUCACGAUUGCUUCCCUAAAACAGAAAAUUCAGACAAACGAUGAGGAAGAAGUGCUUCAAUCUUUGCAGAAGUUGCUGGAGUUUUGUGUAAGGAGUGAGCUGCAGAGAGAAUGGAUAGUGAUGGAAAAUUACAUUCCAGUUACUAUAGAUCUUCUAUCUGCAAAUAAUACUGAAAUAAGAAAGUCUGCUUUAAUGAUACUUUACGCCCUCUCAAAGGAUAGUGAAGAAGGCAAGGAAAGAAUAGGUACAGUAGAUAAUGCUAUUGGAUUGGUGGUGCGAUCCCUUGCGCGCAAGCCUGAAGAAAGCACAUUGGCUUUGCAACUGCUUUUGGAGCUANCAUAA
Molecule: messenger RNA, 1707 nt
Organism: Nicotiana tabacum (common tobacco)
Lineage: Eukaryota; Viridiplantae; Streptophyta; Magnoliopsida; Solanales; Solanaceae
Source: RefSeq, a predicted model, not a curated record